CACAUGGGAUUUUUAUAAAAAAUUUAAGAAUUUAAGAAUUACCUAAAGAAACGUAUUAAUCUUACUAGUUAUUACUUAUUUAUUACAAUGGACGAGCUAAUCGUGGGUACUUACGAAGGGUUUAUGCUCGGCUACUCUUUAAGUUCCCAGGAUGAGGUUACAAAGUUGAAGCAGACAUUUGCUACACAGUCCCAUACAUCCUCUGUACGAUGUGUAUCAACAGGCGGGAAGUUCCUUGCAUCUGGAGGUACUGAUGAUAAAGUAGUGGUCAUAGACAUGAAGUCUCGUAAGGAGCACACUGUCCUCAUGAACCACGAUGGAACUAUCAACGCCGUCGCAUUCACUAACGGAGGCACCCACCUCAUCACCGGCAGUGAUGAUGGAAAACUCAUAGUAACAAGAGUUGGAAAUUGGCAGGUUGAAAAAAUAUGGAAGAAAGCACAUGGAGGUCAGCCAAUAACAGACAUUGCUGUGCACCCUUCAGACAAAAUGGCUCUCAGUGUGGGCGGGGACAAAACAUUAAGGACAUGGAACUUAGUCAAAGGCCGGCCAGCCUUUACCAUAAACCUGGCUAGCAAGGGUGUCACUAUGCCUACUGAAAUAAAAUUCUCACCAGGAGGUGACAGGUUCUCUCUGGUGUCACUCCAGAAUGUUGAUGUCUGGACAAUCAGCAAAGCUGGCAUAGAAAAAAGAAUAACAUGCACAUCCAAACCAUCAUGUGUGCAAUGGAUCACAGAUGAAAGACUGUUUGUAGGCUUGGAGAAUGGAAACAUCCUUAGCCUCACAGUUUCAGACACACAAGCACAGACUUUCAGUGCACACAAGCAAAGAGUUAAAAGUCUGCAUUAUGAAAAUGAAGUUUUAUACUCAGCUUCUAGCUCUGGGGAAAUGAAGGUGUGGUCAGUCACAGAGUCAAACAAUUUAGCUGAAAUAUGUUCUGCUAAUGCUGGUUGCAGAAUCACUUGUGUCACAUUAAAUAGGCAGAGCAAGUUUAUAAAGAAAGAGGAGGAUGUAGUUGAGGAAGCUAAGAGUGACAGUGAGGAGGAGACAGUUCCUGACGAUGCCGGUGACAACUCUGAGGCAUCUGAAGAAGCAGAGGAAGUGUCUCCUCCAGCCAAGCGGAAACCUGGGGCCUUUGUCACCAUAAGCUAUGGUGAUGAUGAAAAGGAAGGGACUGAACCAUCACCAAAGAAGAUCAAAAGAAAAAAACGAAACAGAAAACCUAAAAAUAAGAAGAGUCAAUAAAUGAUUUUAUUAUA
This is a messenger RNA of Plutella xylostella (diamondback moth), 1259 nucleotides long. RefSeq names its product p21-activated protein kinase-interacting protein 1-like. Lineage: Eukaryota; Metazoa; Arthropoda; Insecta; Lepidoptera; Plutellidae. Gene Ontology annotation, molecular function: protein binding. The record is from RefSeq and is a predicted model, not a curated record.